This is a messenger RNA of Dama dama (fallow deer), 3667 nucleotides long. RefSeq names its product golgi membrane protein 1 (gene GOLM1). The record is from RefSeq and is a predicted model, not a curated record. NCBI's taxonomy places the organism in Eukaryota, Metazoa, Chordata, Mammalia, Artiodactyla, Cervidae. Gene Ontology annotation, cellular component: Golgi apparatus. The coding region runs from base 230 to 1447 and encodes 405 amino acids. The transcript is spliced from 10 exons.
UGUGUGCUGUUUAAAACUCAGAUUUCCAAGCUCCAUACUGAGAAAGUCCUAGAGGAUCCCGCUUGGGCAGCAUCCAAGAGCCUUCGGGGUUCCUCUGCUGCACACAGGUGGAGUGUCCCAACGCUCAACAAAGGAGCGCUGAGAGAUAACAGCUAGAGGGAGAUCAAGCCCACCUGGGCAGGGCUGGUGGGAGAAAAAGGACACAUUUGUUCUCAGCCCGGCCCUUGAGAUGAUGGGAUUGGGAAACGGACGUCGGAGCAUGAAGUCACCACCGCUCGUGCUGGCUGCCCUGGUGGCCUGUAUCAUUGUCCUGGGCUUCAACUACUGGAUCGCCAGCUCCCGGAGCGUGGAUCUCCAGACGCGGAUUGUGGAGCUGGAAGGCAGGGUCCGCAGGGCGGCUGCGGAGCGAGGGGCCGUGGAGAUGAAGAAGAAUGAGUUCCAGGGGGAGCUGGAAAAGCAGCGGGAGCAGCUGGACAAAAUCCAGUCCAGCCACAACUUUCAGAUGGAGAGCGUCAACAAGUUGUACCAGGACGAAAAGGCCGUUUUAGUGAAUAACAUCACCACCGGCGAGAGGCUCAUCAGAACCCUGCAAGACCAGUUAAAGGCCCUGCAGAAGAAUUACGGCAGGCUGCAACAGGAUGUCCUCCAGUUUCAGAAGAACCAGACCAACCUGGAGAGGAAGUUCUCCUACGACCUGAACCAGUGCAUCAGUCAGAUGAAAGAGGUGAAGGAGCAGUGUGAAGAGCGAAUACAAGAAGUCACCAUGAAGGGGAAUGAGGCCCUGCCUUCCCGAGAUCUCAAUGAACAGAAGGACCAAAGCCAGCAGCCCCGAGCCCCCAGUGAGCCCCAGCCCAGGCCGCAGGAGGCAGGCCCGCCCCAGGCAGAGGUGCCGGAAGCAAGAGGAAACGUGCCCAGCCACAGGGAGCCCCAGACACCAGCCCCUAGCUCCGAGGUGGCUUUCGAUCUGAAGAGACGAGGUGAGAAGGAGGAAACCAAGGAGAUUCAGGUCGUCAGCGAGGAGGAGCCUCAGAGGGACAGCCUGGCGCUGCCGAAGGAGCCAGGCCCAGGGCAGGCGGUGGAAGGAGACGGACAAGUGGGCGGAAAAGGCAAUGCAGAGCCCGGAGAGCUGGGCCAAGUUGCACAGGCCCCAGCCGCCCUGCUGGCCAGCCAGGAGAAUCAAGAGGCGGAGGGCCCCGAACGGGACCAGCUCGUCAUCCGCGACGGACAGGAGGCGGCGCAGGACGCCGACGGGGAAGGGAGAAAUCAGCAGAAACUGGGAGCUGAUGAUGACUACAACAUGGAUGAGAAUGAGGCAGAAUCUGAAACAGACAAGCAGGCAGCCCUUGCGGGGAAUGAUAAAAACAGAAAUGUUCUUAACGCUGAAAAUCAGAAAGGAGACACAGUAAAUUUACUUGAUCAGCGUGAAAAGAGGAAUCACACACUCUGAAUCAAACUGGAAUCACAUUCUUUUGUGUCAGAAUCGAACAGAGAUCACUACAAUAGUCACGAGGGAUUGAAUACUGUGAAAUGUACCAAGUAAAAUAUCUAAAGAUGAUUAUUGUGGAGUUUGUAUUUACAAUGUAGGAAAAUGAGAUUGUCUUUGAGACAGUGUUUUAGAGGUAUUUUUGAAGUGUUUAUAUUGAGAUGUCAAAAUUGUUGAAAUUUGUUGGCUAAUAGGUAUUUCAUAAGAAGAGCAACACCAGAAAUAGAACACAGGUUCUCCUUCAAGUGCGGCAACAGCAGGAUUCAUAUUGUGAAGUGUAACCUUUGAUGUGAAGGGGACUCCCAUAUUCACAGAGCUGGUCUUCAGUUCCCUCUGGAGUCAUUCUCUUCGCCACGUGGAGUCAUUCUCUUCGCCACGUGCAGUGCUGAGACAGGAACCAGCCCUGCAGUCGGCACUGAGUGAUUUUUGGUUUAUUCUUCUGUGCUCACUUCUGGUUCUGACAAUCAGUGGCCUAGAGCACUGACUGUUAACAUGAACAUCACUAGCAACGGUGUUAAACAAGUCUAAACACAGAGGUGUUUUGUGUGAGGAUUUUUUAAAAGACUGCUACUUGUACAGUAACCCUUGUCAUUAAUGUACAAAAUGCUUAUAAGUGACUUGUAAUUUGAAUACCUGUGAUCUACUUGCCUUGCUUAGUGUGUGUGGGCAAAGCAUUACCAAGAAAAGCCAGUGUGGAUUAGACUUCUGACACAUCGGGGGCCAAAGCAGGGCUGACCUUGGGCACGUGUGGCAGAGAGGGCGGUACCGCGCUGUGGCUGGGUGUGCUGUGGACAAACUGCCUACUUCACUGCUAGAAGAAGAGAAAUUUGAUGAUGAAGGAGACACACAGCAUACAGAUUUGAAAAGUUUAGAAAGUAAAAAAAAAAACGCAGUAGUUGUCUUUUUCAGUUUACACAUGUACCCUGUGGUAAAGGACCACAUCACAAACUGAUUUAAAAACCAAAAGUUAAUUUGAAAAUGACUAAUCAUAAUUUGUCAUAAUAGUGACAUCAGGUUUAAGUUGGUUCUUAACAUUGCAAAUAAACAGGCUCUUGUCAGACUUGUGAAUGACUGGCAGACUCACAUUAGUGACCUUUAGAAAGGCUCCCUGCAGGGUUAAGUGGGUGGUGAUGCUUAUUAAAUCAGCAUUCUGAGUCAUAGGGCUUGAGAUGCAGGGGCUUCAGGUCAUGUGACAUAACCCCCUGAUUAACAGAGAAGAGCCUGGGGCCCAGAGGACUUCUGAAGCUUCUCCAGGCCCAGCCAGAGUGCCUGCCUCGCCGCCAGCUGUGGACUCCUGCUGCCACUGAGGGGCGGGGCCUGGUCUGCAUUCAGGUUAUGAUCUCCAACUUGAAUGCUGUGUGGUAUUUUUCCUACCUAAUCAUUAAGAUUAUAACUUCCCACCCAGAAAAGGCAACUGAAGGGUGUGAAAGUAGCUUUAUAAGAUACUCAUCUAGGUCCUUGUCCAGUGUCUAAGUCUCAAUCAGUCUUAGGGUUGAUGUCUUGCAUAUUAGCCUUUAUUCAUCUCAUGUUUAAUCAGUGUGCCUAGAGUUGCUGAGAAAUGAAACUGUUCAGGUUUUAAAACUGCUUUCAGUUUUCCCUUCAUCUGCUGUUGAAACCCUAAGGAAUCAGCUUGUAAACUGUGGAUUAAGGAUGGUCGUUUGCCUUAUUAAUUAAACCUUUCUGUGGAAUGAGAUGCUGAUAUAAAUAAAAGAUAAUCGUGAUUUAAUCUCCCUGUACUGAGGCACCUGAAAGCUGUUUGUUCAGGAGGUGUGUACUUUAGGUGUUUCUUCAGGCAGUCAUGCUUUAUUGCUGUUGGCUUCCCUUGGGAUCAACUAUUCCAAGGAACAAUCUAGAGAUGCCACAGCUAUUUAAAAAAUAAAACCUGUGUAAUAAGCAUCAAAUAGAUUAUCAGACAACGUGGUCUUGGGUUCAUCUAAAAUCAGCAGCUAGUCCAAUUUUUAAUAAACUGAUUCACACCCUCCUCUAUAUUUUCAAAUGGUGUGUAGACAAGGAGUGAUGAUUAAUUUGAUCUUUCUUCCUGCAGAUGAAGAUUGCCAUAGCAGCUUUGGAUUAGAUUUCAUGAAUACUCUAAUCAUUGCACCUAGCAUACUUUUGUGUGAUGGAAUUUGAAAAAACAUUGCCUGUUUAAGUCAUUGUGGUGUCAUUAAAUAACUAGGUUGAUAA